Penicillium samsonianum is the source of this 780-nucleotide messenger RNA. RefSeq lists its product as uncharacterized. The record is from RefSeq and is a predicted model, not a curated record. Gene Ontology annotation, molecular function: protein binding. The coding region runs from base 1 to 780 and encodes 259 amino acids. The transcript has 2 exons. NCBI's taxonomy places the organism in Eukaryota, Fungi, Ascomycota, Eurotiomycetes, Eurotiales, Aspergillaceae.
AUGGCUGAGAAUCUGGCCUGCUUGCUUAAAGACAUGGCCCCAGUAUCCGAUGCAGACGCCGAAGAAUUCGCGAGGUCCUUCCUCCCGGACUAUCAUGGACCUUGCGUCAGAAUUGUAAUCAACUCUAGUGAUCGAGAAUACACAGUUUCAAAAACACUACUCUGUAAAGAAUCGGCAUAUUUCGCAGCUAUGUUUGAAAGCGGGUUCUCAGAGGGUGAGACUCAAUCAGCAAUUCUAGAAGCAGUCGAUGGUGUUGUCUCAGUGCAAAGUUUUGAGGGACUUCUACAAUGGCUUUACCUGGGUAGAGUUACCUUUGAUUCUUUAAACCCUGAAGAUCGGGUAUCAGCUAUCAUCGAGUUUACGAGGCUUGCGGACAUGUGCAGCAUUACUGGGAUGGAGUCUCAAAUGGCUCAGAACCUCAAGGACAUUUUUGUUGCCAAUCCACCUCCUGAUUUUCUCAUAGCACUCAAUACCUGUGUCAAUACCAACACACGUGAUAUCACCUCUCAGCACAUUGCUUCAGCAGCUAAUUUGCCUGCCGAGCACCCAGUUCGUUGCAUGUUAGCUACGGCCUCGGUUGAGGGGUUCCUUCGAAACGAGAACUACAAAUUUGCCGAGGAGACUCAGAACUAUCCUACUUUUGGGGCGGAUCUCCUCCGAGAAGUACGGGUAGUACUAAGAGGUCUCAAAAUCGCUCACCACCAUGUCACUGUUGAGGAUCCUAUAAGUGGAAGGGAUAUAUUUAUCAAUAAUGUGAUCAAUGAAUGCGGCUUUUGUUAA